This is a messenger RNA of Phyllostomus hastatus (greater spear-nosed bat), 1950 nucleotides long. RefSeq names its product RAS like family 10 member A (gene RASL10A). Gene Ontology annotation, molecular function: GTPase activity; GTP binding. The record is from RefSeq and is a predicted model, not a curated record. NCBI's taxonomy places the organism in Eukaryota, Metazoa, Chordata, Mammalia, Chiroptera, Phyllostomidae. The transcript has 3 exons. Bases 979 to 1590 code for a protein of 203 amino acids.
AGGGCUCCUCGGAGGAGACCACCUGGCUGCUAGCCAGCGGUCACGCACUGCCCCUCAACUUGGGAGAGUGCUCUUAAUUAAACGGAGAUUCCAGGCUGAGGCUGCAGAUUCAGGGAUCACUUACCUAAAUGCUUAGCAAAGGGCCCAGCCCUAUAUAGUAGGUUCUCAAGAAAUGAUGUCUGCUUUUGAUGGAUGCGGAGCAGAGAGCCAGCGCAGUGCGGAGACGCGCCCAAGGUCACACAGCUGGGGCCGUGUCCGACCCAGGGUGGCCCGAGUCCAGCGGGCCGGGGUUUGCCUGAAACCAGCUUCGCGGAGCGGUAUAAGGCGGAGCGGACGCGGACGUGGGCGAGAAGGGCUUCUAUUUUUGAGCGGAUGAGAGGAGCGCGGUGCGCGGAGAGAGCUGGGUCCCUCCCCGAGCUCCCAGCGCCCCAGUCACCUUCCCGCGACCCUUCCCGGGAGGGGCGUCCCGGGCGAGUAGGGGGAGGUGGGAGGGGCAGCAGGCGGUUACCUCAUCGGCUCGCUCGCGCCGCCGGCUGGGGCGGCGACUCCAGGCACCGGAGCGAGAGAAGGACGGAGGGAUCGCAGCGCCGAGAGGCAGCACUGUCCCCUGCGCCCCGCUCCACUGCGGGACCCUCGCGGCGCGGAGGUCGGAUCUCAGUGCUGCGCGCUGCUGCCGGUGCCUCCAGUCCCGCUGCCGGGCGGGGGCCGUGUCUGCGCGCGGCGCGUCGGGUCUGUUCUCUCGGAGCUUCGGCACCCACCGGAGCUGCUCCUGCGCCCGUCGUCGGCCUGCUCGGCUGUCUGUCUGACCUCCUGCCGCCAGCUCAGUCCUCUGGCCUGGUCUCCCCCGGCCCCGGCUGCUCCAGCGGGCGAUGAGGAGCGCGAUGGGGCCGGGGCACACUGGGCAGGGCGCGCGGGGCGCAUGGAGCGGCGCCGGCCCAUGAGGCUUCCCAGCGCAGGGCGCGGCAGCGCGCGCCGGCCAUGGGGGGCAGCCUGCGGGUGGCCGUACUCGGAGCCCCGGGAGUGGGCAAGACGGCCAUCAUCCGCCAGUUCCUGUUCGGCGACUACCCCGAGCGCCACCAGCCCACGGAUGGGCCGCGCCUCUACCGGCCCGCGGUGCUGCUCGACGGCGCCGUCUACGACCUGAGCAUCCGCGACGGUGAUGGCGCUGGACCCGGUCAGAGCCCCAGGGGUCUAGAGGAGUGGCCAGACACUAAGGACUGGAGCCUGCAGGACACGGACGCCUUCGUGCUCGUCUAUGACAUCUGCAGCCCAGACAGCUUCGACUACGUGAAGGCGCUGCGGCAGCGGAUUGCAGAGACCAGGCCGGCAGGUGCGCCCGAGGCACCCAUCCUCGUGGUAGGCAACAAGCGGGACCGGCAACGGCAGCGCUUUGGGCCUCGGCGAGCACUGGCUGCCCUGGUUCGCAGGGGCUGGCGCUGCGGCUACCUCGAGUGCUCAGCUAAGUACAAUUGGCACGUGCUGCGUCUCUUUCGCGAGCUGCUACGCUGCGCGCUGGUGCGCGCGCGGCCUGCACACCCAGCCCUGCGCCUGCAGGGGGCGUUGCACCCCGCACGCUGCAGCCUUAUGUGACCAAAGUGGACGACUCCGAUGGAGAACGGGGCAUUUUGACUGGAACAACCGGGAACCUGGACUGGACGAAUUUGCCAACUGUUUUCGAAUUGGACAGGACAAUCUCCUCCCUGAUUGGAUGAGGAAAGCUCCCACCCUGUCUCCUGGAGGACAACCGGCCUCUCUUUGAAUCUCAUUGGACCCAGCCAGGCCCCAUUCAGACAAGAUCAGUCUUUUCUGGGAUAAGGACUCACGAUCUCAUUGGAUGGAAAGGACUUGACUAUGAAUCUGAUUGGAAGCUCUCAGACUGCUUCUGGAGCCUUACCGGACAAAACCCCAAGUCAUAUAUCUCAGGAGAUAAUAAAGGGGGAAACAAUUCAA